CAAGUUAGUUGCCUUGUCUACAACACGCCUCCUCCUUACAGCUGGCAUGCCUUCGUCUCCAGGAAAUCGCUUGUUUCGAGAAAAAAUGGCUGCAAUAUGCUACAUUUAAUCCUUAAGGAUUUUCAGACGCGUCGCUGGGAAAGUCGCAUGGUGUUCGCCACAGUUGAAGAGUCGAAUGGGAUUUUUGUGAGUGUGAGUGAUCGCUGGUGAGCUCUAGGCCCUUCAGUGAUGCCUCGGACCGUCGUGAGAUCCUGAGCCGAUCAGAGCUCGAGGAGCUCCGCUUCACACAGCUGAACGCUCGACGUACUUGAGGAUGUCCGAUCUCUGCGCUUAAUCGUGCGUGAACAUAAACGUCAGAGAAAAAAACCUGGCCACUGAGUUUAUGAACAGUCUGGAGAGAGACAGUGAAUCAUGCUGCCUCCAUCAAGAAGGGAUUUUGUGUCUCUGACUCUCAGCGAAAGUGGCAGCUACACCAACAGCAAGCAGUGGCACCGGCAGUCCUGCUGGAGAAAAUGGAAACAGCUGUCCAGAUUGCAGCGCAGCUUGGUCCUGUUUACACUCAUGCUGCUGUUGAUUUGUGGAAUUGCCACAUCUCCCACUCUCAUAGGGCACUUGAGAGAUGGUGUGGUAGGAGAGAGCGGGUACGAUGGAAAACAGCCAUUUAAGUCCAUUCUUCCUGAGCCGCCCUCUGAGAAAAAGGAGUACCGUAGACGUGUACCGCCUGUCUUGCAGAACCGUUUGCAAACCAAAACAAAUGUUUCGGGUCUGUUGGGAGUAGAAAAUAAGGGACUGGACCUGAAAAAUGAAAAUAAAGGAUCUGAAGGAGGAAAGCCAAUCAUUAGUUGGCGUGGAGCUGUGAUAGCAGAAGAACAGGCAUUUGAUACUGACACCAAAGACACAGAAAUCCAAGACGACCCAGCUUCAUUAGCACAUGCUGAGAGCAGGCUGGAGGCUGUGAGAGAAGCUUUUAGACAUGCCUGGAAGGCUUACAAGGACUUUGCUUGGGGUCACGAUGAGCUAAAACCAAUCUCUAAAUCAUAUGGAGAGUGGUUUGGGCUUGGGCUGACUCUAAUUGAUGCUCUGGACACCAUGUGGAUCUUGGGUCUCAAAGAGGAGUUUGCAGAGGCCAGGGAGUGGGUGGCCACAGAGCUCUCUUUCGAUAAGAACGUGGAUGUUAAUCUGUUCGAGAGCACCAUUCGUAUACUCGGUGGCCUUCUGAGUACUUACCAUCUGACCGGAGACCCCUUGUUCCUGGAAAAAGCUAAAGAUAUUGGCUCCAGACUGAUGCCUGCCUUCAACACUGCCUCAAAAAUCCCCUAUUCGGAUGUGAAUAUUGGGAAGGGGACGGCUCAUCCUCCGCAGUGGACUUCAGACAGUACCGUAGCUGAGGUCACUAGCAUUCAGCUAGAAUUCAGAGAGCUCAGUCGACUUACCGGAGACCCCAAAUACAAGCUGGCUGUAAUGGAGGUGAUGAAGCAGGUGCACAAAUUGGAUGGAAAGCAAGAUGGGUUAGUGCCGAUGUUUAUCAAUACCAACAAUGGCCUGUUCACCCAUCAGGGUAUUUACACACUGGGUGCCAGGGCUGACAGCUACUAUGAGUACUUGCUGAAGCAGUGGAUACAAGGAGGCAAGACCGAGAACGAAUUGUUGGAUGACUACUUGCUGGCUGUGGAAGGCGUGAAGAAGAACCUCCUGAAGAAGUCUACUCCUUCCAGCCUUACAUUUGUUGGAGAGCUGUCCCAUGGCUACUUCAGUCCCAAAAUGGACCACUUGGUUUGUUUCCUGCCUGGCACACUUGUGCUGGGGACACAUUUCGGCCUUCCUGCGGAUCACAUGGAGUUGGCUAAACAGCUGAUGGAGACUUGCUACCAGAUGUAUGCCCAGAUGGAGACAGGUCUGAGCCCGGAGAUAGCUCAUUUCAACAUGCAUGAGGGCAGCACACAGGAUGUAGAUGUGAAGAUUGCAGACCGACACAACCUACUGCGGCCAGAGACUGUAGAGAGCCUCUUCUACAUGUACAGAUUCACUAAGGAUAAGAAGUACCAGCAGUGGGGCUGGGAGAUCCUUCAGAACUUCAAUAAGUACACAAGGGUUCCCACCGGAGGUUAUACUUCCAUAAACAAUGUCCGUGACCCAGCCAAUCCCAACCCUCGAGACAAGAUGGAGAGCUUCUUCCUGGGUGAGACACUCAAAUACUUUUACCUGCUGUUUUCUAAUGACCCCAACCUUAUCAGCUUAGACAAGUACAUCUUCAACACCGAGGCCCAUCCUCUGCCCAUAUGGCCACAAGCAGAGUGAAGGACCCACAAGCACACGUGCAUAACCAAACACACCUCUCUCAGGGCCAUGAACACAUUUGCUAUCCAAACUGCCAUCUUUUUCUACACUCUUUGUAAUUGAAAGCCACUUACUGGUAAAAAAAAAAAAAUUUGAACAGCCAUGACAGCAACUAGCAAUAGUACUAGUAAGAGUUUGUGAAUUUUUUUACUGUAUUUAUGCUAUUGUUAUGCUGUCGAUCAGCUAGGUUGCUGAAUUAGCCCAUUGCAGUCUCUCAGCCUAAGCACACGGACAAAAAUGUUCAUACUGUGAAACCUUAUGGGGACUGUAAGCACUUUAUAGUGUGUUUUCUUCUAAUGAAAGAAUUACUGUUGUUUGUGUCAUGGGGAUUUAGGGGGUCUUUGAUGGUCUAUUUAGCUUUGCAAAAAAAACUUUUCUUUACAUCAUAAGUUUUAUUUGUUUCAUGAGCUUAUAUCACCUAUGUGAACAUUUAAUACAUUCUGUGUAAUUAUCAGGCAGCAUUGUAUGAUUUUAUCUUAUCUUGUGAUCAAGCACAUGCAAGGGGAAAUGUUUUGUGUUUUUAUUAAUUAUUUCCAAUAUUUCUUUCGAGUUUAAAACCCCAACUUCACUGUGAGGGAUUUGUAAAAUGUCUUUCCUGUGAAUAGGAGAAAUGAACUUAUUUAUUUUUUAUUUGGUGUUGUUGAGCUUGGUGUACGUUAGAGGGUUUAUUAUUUUUAUAUAUACAUAUAUUAAAUGUAUUUUUUGACAUUAAAACUCACUAGCAGGUGGACCAUUAUAAUUAUUUAGUUGCCUUUUUUUGUGUAUGUGUGUGUGCUUUCAGUCAGAAUUAUGUAUUUUAAUAGAGCGAUAAUCAAGCACAAUGUUUUUAAGGGUUUGUAUUAUGGCAGUUUUCACUCUUUCAGGGGACCUAUAUCAGAUGUGAUUGUGUCAGUAGUAUUUUUAUGUGUGUAUGAUGAAGAACUUCAUGGUAUUGGUAGAUUAUUUUGUAAAAUAUGAAGUUGUAUUGUUUUCUUGGGGUGGUUUUCUUAGAACUUUAAAGAAUCUUCAAAUUCCCAAGUGUUUUCUUGCAGGAAGAAAAGCUGAAUGUUGGCUAUUCAUUUUUCGCUACUUUUUACAGAUCAGUUUGUGGGCCUGAGCUUAAAUAGAAUAGGUGUUGCUGUUUACACAGAUUAUAAAUGUACUAUGUGCGUUGUAUUUUAAAGCUUGGUUGAACUUUACAUUUCACUGGGCAGAAUCUUAUAUUAAUAUCCAGUUUUUUGUGGGUAGUAUGUACAUUAAAACCACUGCAGAUGUUCAUCAAGGGCUGAGCAUUAACCGGUUUGUUGUCGUCAUGGUAUAGUGAGAAGUUCUGUUCCGCGUGUGCCUUUACAUACAAAGCAAUGACAAAUGUUUUCUAUUUUCAAUCCAGAGAAUCAAGUUUUUAUGAGAAUUCAGUCUAUUUUAAACAUCUCAUUCCUGUUGUGAAGCGAUCUACAAUUUGUUUUAUGUGAAUAAAUACUUUUGUGAUCAUUUAUAA
This is a messenger RNA of Carassius carassius (crucian carp), 3814 nucleotides long. Its product is annotated as endoplasmic reticulum mannosyl-oligosaccharide 1,2-alpha-mannosidase-like. NCBI's taxonomy places the organism in Eukaryota, Metazoa, Chordata, Actinopteri, Cypriniformes, Cyprinidae. Gene Ontology annotation, biological process: N-glycan processing; carbohydrate metabolic process. Gene Ontology annotation, molecular function: mannosyl-oligosaccharide 1,2-alpha-mannosidase activity; calcium ion binding. The transcript is spliced from 14 exons. Bases 412 to 2298 code for a protein of 628 amino acids. The record is from RefSeq and is a predicted model, not a curated record. Gene Ontology annotation, cellular component: membrane; endoplasmic reticulum.